CGAUGAUCAUGCGAAUAAGACUUGACUACCCGCCUGGUUGACCAGUGGUGAAUGGGUGGAAAUUAGGUGUGAAUAACCUCAAUUGUGCGGAAUAACUUUUUUGUCGAUACCAUUGAGAAAAUUUCAAUAAUUUAAACGUGAUAAUGCAAAGUAUCAUUCACAGAAUACUUUUCGAAGUUUUCUGUAGAAGUUAAAAUAGAAUCUUGAAAAAAGAGGAGAUGCAUCCGUAAAUAAAAAAGACGAGAAAAGGAAACGUCAAGUUUCACAACUGUUUGAAGCAUAAGCUGAUGCUUCUUUUAUUAGAAUAAUUCUUGAGCAAUUUUAAUAUUUAUGUUCUCCAGGUAGCAAAUGCACGCUCGAUAUUUAGAGUAAUAAUCUAAUUGUGACGCAGAAGAUAGAAUGGCGGAAAAUAAUGCAAUAUUCAAAUCGAAGGAUGAGGACACUGAGAACAGCGGCAUGGAUAUCAGUCGUUAUUUGAACAGUGCGCCGCCCACAAUCUUCGAUGAAAUCGCUGCAUUUCAAAAACCGAGUUUCUUUGAUAUACAGUCGACCUCCACGAAUCAAGUUUCGGAUUACGGUCUCUUGUCCGAUGAUGGAUCGACGAACGUCUUGGACGCGGAUUCCCUACGUAUAUCCACAACUUCAUUGCUGGACGCCGCAGUGGAUCGGGUUGAGCAUGGCGCGUUGAACGACGCCUACAGGGAUACGUGGAUACCGUCAGAACAUACACGGAAGAUAUUACGAUCCAUUGCAACAACCGCGACUGGCGCAAGUCAUCUGGAUCGUGAAAAUCUUACCAUGCCCGGAUUGGCUGUGCAAGGUGACAUGCCGGAUUUAAUCAAGAAUACCUCAAUCCAUUUUCUGGGUGAGGAUGAGAACAUCCAUCGAAAUGUGCUCACAGCAUCUGAUGUGACGCAGGAUGAACGUGGUCUAAGAAAUUUGAUACAGGCUGGUUGCUAUCGAGCAGCGGUCAAUCUAUCCGGUAGACUGCUGGCUAUCUAUGCUCAAGGUUAUGGGAAAAUCAAUCAGCCUAGCAAGCAUACGCCCCAUUCUCUGCAGCUCUGGUAUACAAGACUGGCAUUAUUGACCAAGUUGAGGCAGAUAGAUGUGCUGGAGAACGAGUCAAAGCCAUUUGGCAAUCUGGACAAACCUGAUAUGUAUUUUACGUUUUAUCCAGAAUUGUAUGGUACUAGACCAGGUUCUAUGGCAUCAUUCGCAUUCAGAUUACUAUUGGCAGAAAUUCCAUCUUAUUAUGGGAAACCAAAACAAGCAUUAGACAAUUUGUAUAAACUGUUGGCAACUGUUAACCAAAUUAUAGCCAAUUUUCAAGCUGGUUUUAGUAGUGAGGGAUCUCACGCAAAAGUCAGAGAAUCCGAUCAACAAGAUGCUGUAAAAUUAUGGACCGCUAGGAAAUCUAGAAUUCUAGUCUCUAUCAUCAACUGCGCUAUCAGCAUGAGAAAUUAUAUACUUGCGAUAGAGAUAUUGGAAGAUUUAUGUAAGCUGCCCAAUUGGACUGCAGAACAAAUAGGUAUUUUAAGAUCGGCCAUAGGAAGAGUGCAUUUGUUUCUCGGCGACGUUACAGCAGCGGAAAAGUUUCUCAUUCGUGUUAAUAAGGGAGAAAAGACAACGAGCGUCAGAGAGCUGGUGGACAGCGGCUUAAUGGCGGUAGCACAGAAUGCUUUUCAGGAAGCUUACAACUGUUUUCAAUCUGCCUCGGCGAUGGAUCCAUCUAAUGUGAUGCUGAUUAAUAAUAUGGCAGUGUGUUUGUUAUAUACUGGUCAACUGAAAACGGCUGUAUGGUUAUUUGAGAGCAUUAUUAACAGAAAUCCAUUGAAAAGUCUGCAAGAACCAAUCUUAUUGAAUAUGUGCACGUCGUAUGAAUUGCAUAUGACGCACUGUAAGCAACCAAAAUUGCAUCUAUUACGGCAGCUAAAUAGAUACAAGGGUGAUGCGGCCGAUAUUCAAUGUUUAAAACUAGCAAUGUAAUAUUAGUCAUGAAUUGUCAUUGUUAAUGUUAACACAUUGGGAUCCGAUUUCGUAAUAUAAAUAUACAAAAAUAAUAAUAAUAAUAAUAGAGUAUUCAAUGCGAGCAGUCGCGUCAUCUUUUUUAAAAAUUUAAAUUAUAAAUUUUAUCAUUUUUAAAUUUAUCAAUUUUUUUUUCUUAAAGACUAGGCCGAAUUAAGCUGGACUUUAUUCUAUUUAUUUUAUGAUUAAUUUUCUUAUAUUUGAAAAUGUGACCAUUGCUGCAUUUUGAUUAAAAAAUUUACAAAUAUUUUUUUAAAUAUAAUUGCUCAAGUUGUAUUUGGGAUCGGAUCACAAAGCGUUAAACCUCAGGGAAGAUGUAAAUGUGAUAUUAAUAAGAAUAAAAAUAUGUUUUGUUAGACACAAA
Messenger RNA from Pogonomyrmex barbatus (red harvester ant), 2389 nucleotides. Its product is annotated as trafficking protein particle complex subunit 12. Gene Ontology annotation, cellular component: Golgi apparatus; TRAPP complex. Gene Ontology annotation, molecular function: protein binding. The record is from RefSeq and is a predicted model, not a curated record. Lineage: Eukaryota; Metazoa; Arthropoda; Insecta; Hymenoptera; Formicidae.